Cryptomeria japonica (Japanese cedar) is the source of this 1011-nucleotide messenger RNA. Its product is annotated as cysteine-rich receptor-like protein kinase 44. The transcript has 5 exons. Gene Ontology annotation, biological process: protein phosphorylation. NCBI's taxonomy places the organism in Eukaryota, Viridiplantae, Streptophyta, Pinopsida, Cupressales, Cupressaceae. Gene Ontology annotation, molecular function: ATP binding; protein kinase activity. The coding region runs from base 1 to 1011 and encodes 336 amino acids. The record is from RefSeq and is a predicted model, not a curated record.
AUGACAGCAAUAAGCUUGGGGAGGGUGGCUUUGGGGACCACUAGAGAUGGAAAUGAGAUAGCAGUGAAGAAGCUUUCUGCCAAAUCUAAACAAGGGAAGAAAGAAUUUAUGAAUGAAGUAAAAUUGGUGGCUAAUGUUCAGCACCGAAACCUUGCAAGGCUGCUCGGCUGUUGUGUAGAGGGAGAUCAAAGGUUGCUUGUUUAUGAUUAUUUUGUUAACAGGAGCUUAGACACAUUUAUAUUUGAUGUAGAGAAGCGCAAAGAGUUAGACUGGCAAAAACGUUAUAAUAUCAUCACUGGAAUUGCUCGUGGGCUUCUCUAUCUUCACCAGGAGUCACAAUUGAGAAUCAUUCAUAGAGAUAUUAAGGCAAACAAUAUUUUGCUUGACCACAAACUCAUUCCAAAGAUAGGUGACUUUGGCUUAGCCAAACUUUUUCCUGAAGACAAGACACACAUCCAUACAAGAGUUGCAGGCACAUACGGUUACAUGCCUCCAGAGUAUGCAAUGAGAGGGCAGCUGUCUGUUAAAGUAGACGUCUAUAGUUUUGGAGUAGUGCUGCUCGAGAUCGUGAGUGGAAGGAAAAACAAUGAUAUUGAUCUUCCAUACGAUAUGCAACACCUUGUAGAAUGGGCAUGGAAACUGUUCCAGGGAGGAAAUACGCUGAAUAUGGUGGAUUCAGAGGCAUCGGGAGUCAGUGAGGAGCAGGCUUUAAGAUGCAUUCAUGUUGGGCUUCUAUGUGUACAAGCAAAUGCAACACUUCGUCCAGUUAUGUCUGAUGUUAUUACGAUGAUCUCUAGCAGUUCAGUGACAUUGCCAAAUCCUUCAAUGCCUGCUUUUGUAAGUACAGGUAAGAGCCAUUCUUCAAAAUCAGAACCAAAGUCAAUGCCAAGUUGGGGGAUUGAGGAGCAUAAAAUCGUAACAACAUCACAGAUUUCAGCUGCAACUACAUCAUCUUCUUCAGGUAUUCGUUCAGUAAAUGAAGCUUCGAUUACCGAAGUAGAGGCUAGGUAA